This is a messenger RNA of Seriola aureovittata, 1458 nucleotides long. RefSeq names its product calcium and integrin-binding family member 2-like. The record is from RefSeq and is a predicted model, not a curated record. NCBI's taxonomy places the organism in Eukaryota, Metazoa, Chordata, Actinopteri, Carangiformes, Carangidae. Gene Ontology annotation, molecular function: calcium ion binding. The coding region runs from base 196 to 759 and encodes 187 amino acids. The transcript is spliced from 6 exons.
CUUCUCCUCUGCAGCUCAGAGCUCCGCGGCGGCCAGGAGGAGAAUCAAACCCGGAUCAGGAUUGCAGUGUCUCGGUCGUGUGUAGACCAGCAGCUGGACCGGAACAUGUCGUCCUAGAUAGAUGUGAACAGAUCUGAGACCAGCACAGACCUCCAGUGUGAUGCAGCUGUGUGAUGGGAGAAUCAGCCGAGCAGGAUGGGCAACAAGCAGACAACCUUCACGGAGGAGCAGCUGGAGGCGUAUCAGGACUGCACCUUCUUCACCCGGAAAGAAAUCCUGCGGUUACAUGGCAGGUAUCGUGAGCUGGCUCCUCAUCUAGUUCCUCUGGACUACACCAACAACCCCGACAUCAGAGUCCCUCUGACGCUCAUCGUCACCAUGCCUGAGCUGAAGGAGAACCCUUUCAGAGACAGAAUCGUGGAGACGUUCUCCGAGGACGGACAGGGGAACCUGAGCUUCAAUGACUUUGUCGACAUGUUUUCUGCUCUCUGUGAAACUUCACCCCGUGAGCUCAAGACCAUCUACGCCUUCAAGAUCUACGACUUCAACAGGGACAACUUCAUCUGUAAGCAGGACCUGGAGAAGACGGUGAACAAGCUGACCAAAGGAGAGCUGAGUCCAGAGGAGGUGACUCUGGUCUGUGAUAAAGCCAUCGAGGAGGCCGACCUGGACGGAGACAGCAAACUCUCCUUCUCCGACUUCGAGAACAUGAUCUCCAAGGCUCCGGACUUCCUGAGUAACUUCCACGUUCGAAUAUGAGUCCCAACUGAGAUCCUGCAGAGGACAGACGUCUCACUUUGACGCCGUUUCCUGAUCCUCAGACUCCAUCUCCACCUGAACCUCAGACCCAUGUCGACUUAGUGCCUGUCCUUUCUAUCACCUGUGGAGAGUCUCUUCUCUGACUCAAAGUCUGGUCUGGACUCAGUGAAGCACAGACAGACAGCGGAGACGUUUUGGAGGGAAACUUGUUCGUACAUGAAACUCUUUAAUAAACCUGGAUGUUUGAGGUGACUGAAGGCGGGGCUAAUUUCUACCAGAGAGCUUCUCUGCAGCUGGUCUGAUGUCUCCUCUGGACUCUGAUGUCUCUGCUGAGACUCAUGGAGACGCUGGGAGGACGGCGCUGCAGACGAACCUGAACAGGGCUUUUCUGACUUCAGUGCUUUGCAGAAAGUCCAGAUCCAGGACUGGAUUCUUUUUAACAAGCACACAUUAAAGGGCAAAACAGUGAAGAGCUAUGCAAUCUUUCUUCAUGCCGUGCAUGUUGUAAAUUGCUUCUUGCUGUGUUUCUUUCUACGUCUGGUGAAACGUUCUGGUGCAUAAUGACAAUCAAAGUAACCUGUAGCUGAUGGAAGGGCUCUGUCAUCUCACCUGUAAAGUCUGGCUUUGAUAAACCUGACUCACUCAACACUGAACUUUUCUCUCGAGAGUCAAAUAAAACUUUUUUCUGUUGCUCCAGAA